AUGGAAGAUGGAGCUUUCUGUGGAGUUUUUGAUGGACAUGGAAAGAAUGGUCACACAGUGAGCAAGUUGGUGAGGAACAAAUUGCCUUCACUGCUGCUAAACCAAAAGAAUGCUCUCACAAAGAUCAAUAAAGAGAGAGAAGAUGGUGAAACAAUGGUGCCAAAAAAGACCUUUCACAAAUGGAAAGAGGCUUGUAUUAGUGCCUUCAAGGCCAUGGACAAAGAGAUCAAGCUUCUUGAGAGUUUGGACUGCUCUUGCAGUGGAACCACAGCUGUCGUUGUCAUAAGACAGGGUGAAGAUCUUGUCAUAGCUAAUCUUGGUGACUCAAGUGCGGUGUUGGGGACAAUGACUGAGGAUGGAGUAGUCAGGCCUGCUCAAUUGACUACUGAUUUAGAGCCUAGUUUACCCAAACGAAUAAGGAAGAGCAAUGGGCAAGUAUUUGCAGCGAUGGAAGAGCCUGGGAUUGAGAGAGUGUGGUUGCCACAUGAGGACUCCCCAGGCCUUGCCAUGUCUCAAGCUUUCAGAGACUUCCUACUCAAAAACCAUGGCCUCGUUGCCAUCCCUGAUCUGUCCUAUCGCCAUCUCACUCCUAAUGAUCAGUUUCUUGUCCUUGCUUCUGCUGGGGUGUGGGAUGUGCUGAGAAGCAAGGAAGUGGCAUAUAUUGUAUCAUCAGCAGAUAGUGAGGAGGCAGAAGCAAGAGCAGUGGUAAACGCCGCUAUUUAUGCUUGGAAACAUAUGUUUCCUUCCUCAAAGAUAGAUGACUGCACUGUGCUCUGCCUCUUUUUGCACAAGAGGCAACAACCACCACCACCACCUUUGCAUUUGAUGGCUUAA
Messenger RNA from Camellia sinensis, 834 nucleotides. NCBI's taxonomy places the organism in Eukaryota, Viridiplantae, Streptophyta, Magnoliopsida, Ericales, Theaceae. The record is from RefSeq and is a predicted model, not a curated record.